AUGCGUGCCUCCGAAUUCCUCGCCGGCGCCGCCGCCCUUCUCGCUUCCGGCGUAUCCGCCGAAGCCUACCUCGGCUUCAACUCCGGCAACACCCUCGCCGACCGUUCCGCCAAGUUCAAGAAGGACUGGGUACAGGAAUUCACCACUGCUCAGAACCUCAAGAACGCCCCCGGCACCUUCAACGCCGUGCGUCUGUACACCAACAUCCAAGCCUACUCGCAGACCUCUGAGCCGAUCGAGGCGUUCGAGGCGGCCAUCGAGACCGACACCAAGAUCCUUUUGGGCGUCUGGGCUUCCGGCACCAACACCAUCGAGCCUGAGAUCAAGGCUCUGCAGAACGCCAUCAAGAAGCACGGCAAGAAGCUGACGGACCUGAUUAUCGGCGCCUCCAUCGGUUCCGAGGAUCUGUACCGCGUUUCCGUGACGGGCAUCAAGAACAAGUCCGGUGUUGGCGCCGGUCCCAACGAGCUCGUCAAGUUCAUCGGCGACUGGAAGAAGGCGUUCCAGGGCACUGCCCUGGCCAAUGUCCCCAUCGGCCACGUCGACACGUGGGACGUCUGGGUGAACGGCACCAACAAGCCCGUCAUCGACGCGGUCGACUGGGUCGGUGUUGACGAGUACCCGUACUACGAGGACGGCAAGGGCAACAACAUUGAGAACAGCGGCUAUCUCUUCGACCGCGCCUUUGACGCCGUCGAGGGCGCCGUCGGCGGCAAGCCCGUCUGGGUCACCGAGACCGGCUGGCCCUACAUCGGCCAGACCUGGGACAAGGCCGAAGCCACGGCCAAGAACUCGCAGUUCUUCUGGCAGGAGGUCGGUUGCCGCAAGCUGUUUGGCAAGGUCCCUACUUUCUGGUAUACCCUCCGUGACUCGAACCCGGACAACGAGAUGAAGUUCGCUAUCACCGAGAACCUCUCGACCACUCCCCGCUUCGACCUCACCUGCCCUGCUACCUUCAAGACUACCCCCAAGGCUUCUGGAUCUGCUACCUCUACUGCUUCCGGCACUGGUGUCUCUGCUCCUUCUAGCACUGAGUCUGGAUCUGCUGGCUCUGGCUCUGGCUCCGAUGCUGAGGAGUCUGGCUCUGCUGGCUCUGGCUCUAGCACUGGCUCCGAGUCCGGCACCGCUACUGUUCCCGCUGAGAGCGGUGUCGCUACCGGCGGUGCUACCUCCGUCAAGGGUGUUUCCGCCGCUGCUGUGGCUGGCAUGACCCUUCUCAUUGGUGUCUUUGCCAUGCUUUAA
This is a messenger RNA of Sordaria macrospora k-hell, 1242 nucleotides long. RefSeq lists its product as uncharacterized. NCBI's taxonomy places the organism in Eukaryota, Fungi, Ascomycota, Sordariomycetes, Sordariales, Sordariaceae. Gene Ontology annotation, molecular function: glucan endo-1,3-beta-D-glucosidase activity. Gene Ontology annotation, cellular component: extracellular region; fungal-type cell wall; cell surface. Gene Ontology annotation, biological process: carbohydrate metabolic process; cell wall organization. The record is from RefSeq and is a predicted model, not a curated record.